CAUCUGUUUCUUUAGCCGAUUUUUGUCUCGGCCGCUGACCUUUCCACAUUAGAGUUACAAUGCGUGAGUGCGCUGAGCAGGCUCACCGGGUGGUUGCAAGUUACAAACCUUCCAACUUUGACAAAAAAAUCCUUCUCUGGACUGGACGUUUCAAGACAGAAGAAGAGAUUCCUCUGAGGAUCUCGCCAGAGAUGCUAGACAAGGCAAGAAACAAAGCUCGAGUGAAAGCCUGUUACAUCAUGAUUGGGCUCUCAAUUAUUGCCUGUUUUGCGGUGAUUGCUUCAGCUAAGAAGGCUGCUGCACGUCACGAGUCCUUAACGAGCUUAAACUUGGCAAAAAAGGCCAAGUGGCGGGAGGAGGCUGCGCUGGCCGCGGAGGCAAAGACAAAGUAACUUCGUCUGAGAUGCCGAAUGCCCUCAGAAGAGCAAAAUUAACUGCUGCUGAGAGCAAUCAGUGAGUUUCAUCCCUAAAUUGACCACUGUAGUAUGCGCACCCUGGAGCCAGUAAGGACAGCCACAGCAUCACAAAAAGAAAGGGAAGGUCUCUCAUUAGGAUGAUAUUCAGGAUACUUGCUGCAUAUAAUUAAAACUAUUUAGAAGGUUUUGCAUAUGAUUAAAAGCAGUAAUUCGUUUUAAAGGAGGUGAGGUAGUUUCCUGAGAAUGUCAGUUACCUUUGGAUAGAUAACCACAAAAUAUUUAAACCCAAGAAGUUUUCUGUCUGGUGACAGUGCAUAGUUUUUCAGAGCACAAAUUGCCAUUUGGAACUCACUGGCAUGAAUGCUGUAUUCAAAAUGCUAUUUGCAUUUUUUAGUUUUAAGAAGCAACACUUACUGAAUCACUAAAUACAGCCAACAUCUGUAAAAUAGGUUUUAU
Molecule: messenger RNA, 872 nt
Organism: Hirundo rustica (Barn swallow)
Lineage: Eukaryota; Metazoa; Chordata; Aves; Passeriformes; Hirundinidae
Gene: FAM162B
Product: family with sequence similarity 162 member B
Exons: 4
Coding region: 60-392 (110 amino acids)
Source: RefSeq, a predicted model, not a curated record